Molecule: messenger RNA, 402 nt
Organism: Alternaria triticimaculans
Lineage: Eukaryota; Fungi; Ascomycota; Dothideomycetes; Pleosporales; Pleosporaceae
Exons: 2
Coding region: 1-402 (133 amino acids)
Source: RefSeq, a predicted model, not a curated record
AUGUCGACACCCCAAUCCCGCGCCGUAGACCUGACCCUCCUGAAUCUCACCGACAUCUUCGGUCAGAAAGACAAGACGAUGCGUACGCAAGCCAUUGCAGAUAUCUGGGUACCAAGUUCAGAUGUCUUCUUCGUAGACGCAUUGGGUGUGUUCAAGUCGCAUGAUGCAAUCAGUGAGAUGGUGGAGAAGAUACAAGGUAUGAGUGGAGAGGGCGAUGAGUUUGUUGCUUUGGGCAAUGUCGAAUGUCUGAAACAUGACAACGGAGAGGAUAUCUGGGUGACGAAAGUGAAAUGGGGCAUCAAAACAGCCAGUAGUGGAGAAAUGGGGUUAACGGGUGAGGACGUCCUGACGAUAGUGGGCGGAAAGAUCAAAGCAUGUUACACGUUUCUUGAUUCGAAGUAA